ACGGGCCGUGGUUUUCCGGGCUGUGCCGCUGUGCGGGCACGUCCGGAGCACGGCGGGGCGAGGGGUUCGCGGAGCCGCUCCGGGGCUGCCCUGCCGCUGCCCUCUGGGGGUACCGAGCGGCUGCGGGACCCCACAGCCCCCGCUCUGGGGCCGGCGCUGCGCCGACCACGGGGAAGGUGGCCCUGUAAGAGCGCCGGCCUCUUCCGAGCGGGCUCGGAGCUGCCCCUCGCUCCGCGCCUCCUUCUCCCCGCCCUGGGAGAUGGGGUCACCGUGUGUGUUAUGCCGCUGCCUGCCCGCGGUGGCAUAGCGCUGCGCCGGACGCCUGUUCGCCGUCCUGCUGCUGGGCGUGUUGCUGAGGUUACCCCGUUCUCCCCUGCACGGUUUUGUGGCUUCCCGUUUGCCAGCAAGCAUGGAGUUUGCGGAGCUGAUCAAGACCCCCCGAGCGGACAACGUGGUCCUGCACCGCCCGUUCCAUAUGGCGGUGGAGGGGACUCUGUGUUUGACUGGCCAUCACCUCAUCUUUUCUUCGCGGCGUCAUGAUAACGCUGAGGAGCUGUGGCUGCUGCACUCCAACAUUGAUUCUAUCGAGAAAAGGUUUGUGGGCUCAUUGGGUACCAUCGUUAUAAAAUGCAAAGAUCUGCGGAUUAUUCAGCUGGAUAUACCUGGGAUGGAGGAGUGUUUGAACAUUGCAAGCUCUAUUGAGGCUCUUUCCACCCUGGACUCUGUCACUCUUAUGUAUCCCUUCUUCUACCGGCCCAUGUUUGAAAUCAUUGAAGAUGGCUGGCGCUCUUUUCUGCCUGACCAAGAAUUUGAGCUUCUCAGUUCAGUAACAGAUGAAUGGCGUCUAAGCUGCAUCAAUAGGGAUUUCUCUGUCUGUCCAUCCUACCCUCCAGUUGUCAUUGUCCCCAAAUCCAUCGAUGAUGAAGCGCUUUGGAAAGUUGCCAUGUUCCGCCACGGCAGUCGCUUCCCAGUCCUCAGCUAUUACCAUAAGAAGAAUGGGAUGGUCAUGAUGCGAAGUAGCCAGCCUCUUACAGGUACAAAUGGAAGACGGUGUAAAGAAGAUGAGAAGCUUAUUAACGCCACCCUACGGCCUGGCAAACGUGGCUACAUCAUUGAUACCAGGUCUCUGAAUGUUGCCCAGCAGGCCAGGGCCAAAGGAGGGGGCUUUGAACAAGAAGCGCACUAUCCCCAGUGGAGGAGGAUUCAUAAAUGUAUUGAGAGGUUUAACAUUCUGCAGGAAAGCCUCAUUAAACUUGUGGAAGCUUGUAAUGACCAGUCGCACAACAUGGAUCGCUGGCUCAGUAAACUGGAAGCAUCCAACUGGCUGACUCACAUCAAGGAGAUACUAACUGCAGCUUGCCUAGCUGCUCAGUGUAUUGAUAGGGAAGGUGCGUCAGUGCUAGUCCAUGGGACUGAAGGAACUGAUUCGACACUCCAGGUAACUUCUCUGGCACAGAUUAUCUUGGAUCCAAGGUGCAGGACCAUACGUGGCUUUGAAUCCCUUGUUGUGAGGGAGUGGCUGCAGGCUGGUCACCCUUUUCAGCAGCGGUGUGCCCAAUCAGCUUAUUCAAAUAGCAAGCAGAAAUGGGAGGCCCCAGUGUUUCUUCUCUUUUUGGACUGUGUGUGGCAAAUCCUUCGUCAGUUCCCUUGCUCUUUUGAAUUCAACGAACGGUUCCUCAUUAUGCUCUUCGAACAUGCUUAUGCUUCACAGUUUGGGACUUUCCUGGGAAACAACGAAAAUGAGAGGUCUAAACUGAAGCUGCCGCAAAAGACUAUGUCCCUGUGGUCCUGGGUGAACAGUGCUGAAGAGCUGAUAAAAUUCCAGAAUCCUCUUUUUGAGGCCAACAGCCUUGUCAUCUGGCCCUCUGUUGCCCCACAGAGCCUGCAGCUCUGGGAAGGUGUCUUUCUUCGGUGGAACAGGCCUUCCAAGUUCCUGGAUGAAGCCCAGGAAGAAAUGAUCAACAUCAUAAAAUACAACAAGCAACUUCAGGCAAAGGUUAAUGCAUUGAGGAGGCAGAUAGCAGAGAUGGGAACAGAUGAUAGGAUGUAGGAGAACCUGUGAGCUGGCAGGGCUUUGCCUCAGGUCUUUCCUUUCCAGUCCCCUUUACGUUAAAGACUAAACAUGGAAAGUGCAUGUAUUGCAGAGCCCUCUGGGUACAGCUGGCCCUCAGUCCUCCCACUGCUGAAACCUCCACUUCACACUAUGUACCUCUGCUUUUUGGGAGGGCAUUUUGUUUUGUUUACAGCAGACAUACAUGACUGGGCACAGUGUCCUCCUCUCUUGGCAGCUUUUGUGUCUCAAUAUUGUGUAGUGUCAGCAGAAGCUGGAACUCUUACCUCCAAGCAACUGUGUGGAUGACCAGGAUCGGCCAAGAGACAGGAUGUUUCACACUUCUUUUGGACUUAUUCUGAUCUUGUUGAACUCUCUAAACACUCAGCAGGAUGAAAAUACAAAGUUAUGUGUAGAUAGGUAAAGGUGUUUUGUCUGGAAGCACCUUUUCUCCAGAAGUAAGGCAGCUUAGUUCUUUAGUUUCCUGGAAAAACUAGAGAAUGGUACAAUCUAUCUGCAGGUUCUACCAGUCUAUAUGAUACCCUCGGUAGCCUUCACAUCUAAUAACACUUGGGGUUUUUUAUGUUAAGCAUUGGCUUGGGAGCAGUAAGUUGAAUACCAAACUAGAGUGAGAAAUUUCAGUGCAAUACAAAACUGAAGGAGGGAUUCUGCUGCUAAUGUUUAAGCCAUGACCUUCAGGUAGAAUUGCCCUGCAUGGAAGAAUAUCUGUUCUUUAUUCUACCUGGAAAACAAAAGGGUUAAGCAGUUGACAGAGGUGUUCACUUGCAAGACAGUGGCUCAGAGUUGUCCUUUUAACUAGAAUCAAGCUGCCUUCUUGAAACUUUGAACUGCACUGGCUGGUUUUCUGCACUUGAACAGCUUCUCAGCAUUGCUGGGGUGCAAGAGCGGGGCUUAACAUGCAGCUCAACAAAACACUUUUGCUCCACCUGGUGUGCUUUUUCCUUCAUGCUCUUGCAAUACAUUUUGUGAGACAUCAAAAGCGGAAGCCAGAAGUUAAGGUGAUCUGGCACACCAGGUAGCUGCUGCAGAAGAAAGGGCCAUCACUACAAAACCGCUAAUGAUUUAGGUCAUGUGUAGCUGCUAAAACUGCUUGAAGACUUUAGGGAUAAGCUUUUUUCCAAGUACCUGUAUUUUGUAGCUGGUCUUUGUGUUUCUGUGACUGAAAUCUGCUUUUAUAAAAUCAGAGGUUUUGCUAGAGAGUUUUUCUCUUAAGAAAAUAAUGCAGAUAAGAGUGGGUCUGAAAUAUUAACUCACCUAGGCUUUAUUCAGCUUGAUUCCAUUGGUAGCUGUACAUGACUGAGAAGACUUGAAUUAACGAAAGUGCACAUGGGACUGUCUAAAAGGGCUAACAAGCCUGGUCUGCUGAAAUGAAUGGAGCUGCAUCAGGUCAGCAUUGAUCUCUUUGGAAACUGUUGAGCUUCUGUGACAGUUUAAUCUCCUUUUGAAAUGAAGCUGCCUUUAUUUAAAAGCCACUUCAUAUAAAGAUAGGUGUACGUGAGAAUACAGCAUCUUUAGCUGUCAUAGAAGUAUCUGGAGAGUAAUUGCAAAAAUCAUGUAACCACUAAAUAUAUUCUAAGAUAAGUUCUAUAAUCAAGAAGCUAUGUAAAAUUAUGUGAAUAGCGAUUAGGUGCUACCUUAAUGCCUGUUGCUUCAGUCCUUAUUUCUUUAAUUGUUUUCUUCUCAAGUAACCUAAACUUAGGGCUAAGUCAUCUGGCUUAAAAAAUAAAAAGAUCCCUUUUAAACUGAUGUUCAGUUAAGGCAGAAGAGUAAUUCCCCUACUUGUAAUACCUAUUUCUGUUUAGUUUUGAAGAGUGACGGUCUUGCUCACUAAACCCAGUCUGACAUAGGGAACGCUUCCCAGGGUGUCUGCACUGUAUAACAGAGGAGGCACAAGUUGGCCAUGCUUUCCUCCCACUGCCAAACACUGUCUUCUAGAGCUGCCUUCCAAGUAUAAUGCAAAUGUAAGUCCCUAAAAUUAUUCCUCACCCUUUAAAAUUAUGACUGUGGGAUCUGCACCUGCCUGGGUGCUGUAUCCAUAUCCAAUUCAGAAUUUCUACUGUUCCUGUACAUCUGAAAUGCAUUCUCGCUAACCAGAUGGGAAGGAUUCAGAAGGCGUUAUUUUCCCCAUAAUAGACUAUACAUGAAGCACACUUAAAGGUUAUGCAAUUUCCUAACAUAGUAAUUAUGUAUUGAGCUAAAUAAUAGAGAAGCGAAGAGGGUUUUUUUUUGAUCUAAUUGCGGGGCUGCUCUAGUCUCUCAUGCAAACUGCAGGCAUCUGAGGAAAUUGGGUAACCAGCUGUGACAGCUAACAAAAGGCAGCAAAUUCUCUCUGAGCUGGCAUUUCAUCCUCGAUGGGUGUAUCAGGACUGAAUCCACACCCCAGUGCUGUGUGCUUGCCUCAGCUUAAUGCUGUUUCACAGCCUCCAUGUGAAAAUGCUGGUGUUGGUCUGAGCAGCCACAGCAGUUUCUUCCCUGAUCCUCUGCUGUGUAGGCACUGCAAACAGCAAGAGCUGGAGGCUUGAAUUAACCUGCAGGUCACCACCUUCCUGAGAUGUUACCUGGAGAAGUCCUGCAAGGUAUUGCACAUGAUGUGUAGGCCAUUGCACGUAGUACUGGGAGAAGCCAGUUCACAGACCUCCUGUACCAGGCUACUUGCAUGUUCUCUUUUACCUUUCUGUUCCCAGUGCUUUCUAGGCUCCAGUCUGGUGGCUACUGGUGUAAUACACAGUGGAGCACGUCAGAGCUUUGUUUACCUGUGUGUCCACCACAUUUAUUCACAUAUUUAAUGUUGAUGACCAGCUUGCUUCCUCUUGGAGGGGCAUAUCUGGUGGACUCUACCCCCUGAAGUCACUGGCACCUUGUUUGCAGGUCACCUCAUCUUCCUGAGCCGUAAGCACCAUGGCUCUGCAGCCUGACACUGCCUUACACUCUUGCUAACAGCCCUGCUUCUGCUCUUUUGCACAUAGCUGUUUGUGUAAUAUGCUGGACACUGAGGGCCCCCUUCCCCAAAUGCUGGGGUAAAUCAGUGCGGACACUCUGCCAUUUACCAAAAUUAAAAGCAAAAGGGAAAAGGAACUAACUUGCACAGUGUUCAUAAGGGAAUAUGUACCUUCAAUAUUUUGAUUGUAUUGAUCUAACUCUUGAAUGUGGCGACUGGUUUAAGUGCACUAUUGUCCAUGUUGCAUAUGAUAUAACUUAAAUUGCACUGUACAGCAUAUUGGCGUCUAAUGUAUGCUUUGCUAAAGCCUUGGGAAGUGCUGCUGUGUACAGGUUCCUGCGUGAGGGGAAAACAUCUCUGCUAGCACUCCCUUUUUUUGUAACUGUGUGACACUGAAUAGCACUGUGUGAUGUGUGCUAUGUAUCUGUUAACUGCUACAAACCUCAGUGAUGAGUACACUUCUGUCCAAACAUCUGGAAUUGCUAACUGGACUUGGCUGCUGCAUCAGUCUUGGUAUCAUUUUACAUUAAAUAAGUCACAGGGCUGGGAGUUGUGUGCUAUUAUUAGGUGUACGCUUUAUGUGUGCAGAGUCCCAGCUGCUGUGGUGUUGAAAAUAUUGCAAAAAGAAUCACAAAUACGAGAAAAAACUACCAUGGUUGAAAUUGGGGAGAAAAACAGAUACAAAGUGAUGUAAAGUUUGCUGUAGAUAUCUUGACAACACAGUAGAAAUGUCUGUUCAAAUUAAAACCUUGAAGACUAAAAACCUC
This is a messenger RNA of Melopsittacus undulatus (budgerigar), 5776 nucleotides long. RefSeq names its product myotubularin related protein 9 (gene MTMR9). The transcript is spliced from 10 exons. Gene Ontology annotation, biological process: negative regulation of autophagy; phosphatidylinositol dephosphorylation. Bases 410 to 2050 code for a protein of 546 amino acids. Gene Ontology annotation, cellular component: cytoplasm; membrane. Gene Ontology annotation, molecular function: phosphatidylinositol-3-phosphate phosphatase activity. Lineage: Eukaryota; Metazoa; Chordata; Aves; Psittaciformes; Psittaculidae. The record is from RefSeq and is a predicted model, not a curated record.